This is a messenger RNA of Salvia splendens (bonfire salvia), 2069 nucleotides long. Its product is annotated as SNF1-related protein kinase catalytic subunit alpha KIN10. Gene Ontology annotation, cellular component: cytoplasm. Lineage: Eukaryota; Viridiplantae; Streptophyta; Magnoliopsida; Lamiales; Lamiaceae. Gene Ontology annotation, biological process: intracellular signal transduction; protein phosphorylation. The transcript has 11 exons. The coding region runs from base 326 to 1864 and encodes 512 amino acids. Gene Ontology annotation, molecular function: protein serine/threonine kinase activity; ATP binding. The record is from RefSeq and is a predicted model, not a curated record.
AACUGUAUUUUCAAUAAAAUCUCUAAUUAAUCAACUCUAAUUAACGCCUUAAUUAUUCAAAAUCAAGAUUAAAUAAAAAAAAAAGAAAGCAAACUUAGCUCAGCAUCGCCAUCGCCAUCGCCUUCACCAUCAUCAUCAUCAUCAUCUCCUCAACCUGCAUUGUAGGAGGCCAUCGCCCCCACCCCGCACACACUCCGUUCGUACUGAAUCAAAUCCCCUCACGAUUUUCAUUUUAUUCUCUCCCUCUUUUCCCAUCCUCGCCUAAUUUUGUUGGGAUAAUACAUUCGUAGCUUCAAGGCCUUUUUGCGGGGCAGUUUCUGUGAUUAUGGAUGGAUUAAGCCAAGAUGGCAACAGUGUGGAUUCUUUCUUACGGAACUACAAACUUGGGAAGACUCUUGGGAUUGGUUCAUUUGGCAAAGUUAAAAUUGCUGAACAUGCACUCACAGGGCACAAAGUUGCUGUCAAGAUUCUAAAUCGUAAGAAGAUAAAGAACAUGGACAUGGAAGAAAAAGUCCGAAGAGAAAUCAAAAUUUUGAGAUUGUUUAUGCAUCCCCACAUCAUACGUCUCUAUGAGGUCGUAGAGACAAAUUCGGACAUAUACGUUGUGAUGGAAUAUGUGAAGUCUGGUGAAUUGUUUGAUUAUAUUGUGGAGAAAGGCAGGUUACAUGAAGAGGAGGCACGCAUGUUCUUUCAACAGAUAAUAUCUGGAGUGGAAUACUGCCAUAGGAACAUGGUGGUUCAUCGAGAUCUGAAGCCAGAAAACUUGCUUUUGGAUUCUAAGCACAACGUAAAGAUUGCUGAUUUUGGUUUGAGUAACAUUAUGCGUGACGGUCAUUUUCUGAAGACCAGUUGUGGAAGCCCUAACUACGCUGCACCAGAGGUUAUAUCGGGUAAGCUAUAUGCGGGGCCUGAAGUGGAUGUAUGGAGCUGUGGUGUAAUUCUUUAUGCACUUCUUUGUGGCACCCUCCCAUUCGAUGACGAGAAUAUUCCAAACCUGUUUAAAAAAAUAAAGGGUGGAAUAUACACUCUUCCAAGCCAUUUAUCUGCUUGUGCAAGAGAUUUGAUUCCCAGGAUGCUUAUAGUUGAUCCCAUGAAACGAAUAAGUAUUCCAGAGAUCCGUGCCCAUCCUUGGUUCCAAGCUCAUCUCCCACGUUAUCUGGCUGUGCCACCACCAGAUACAACCCAACAAGCUAAAAAGAUUGAUGAAGAUAUUCUCCAAGAAGUGGUUAAGAUGGGAUUUGACAGGACUGCACUUGUUGAUUCCAUUCGAAACAGGGUCCAAAAUGAGGGUACUGUUUCAUACUAUCUGCUCCUAGACAAUCGAUUUCGUGUUGCCAAUGGCUACCUUGGAGCUGAGUUCCAAGAGACAGCGGAAUUCGGGUAUAACCACAGUCCAAGUGAGCCUGUAGCAUCUCCUGUUGGGGAACGGCUUCCUGGAGUUAUCGAUCACCAGCAAUUUGGAGCAAGGCAACUUCCAGCUGACAGGAAAUGGGCACUCGGACUCCAGUCUCGAGCCCAUCCCCGUGAGAUCAUGAUGGAAGUUCUCAAAGCGCUACUAGAACUGAAAGUUUACUGGAAAAAGAUUGGACAUUAUAGCAUGAAAUGCAGAUGGGCUCCCGGUGCUCCUGGCCACCAUGAAGGGGCACUUAACAGUUCCAUGCACGGCACCGAUUUUUUUGGAGAUGAGUCUGCCAUUACUGAGAACGAAGGAAGUAUUGGAACCCCAAAUGUUGUCAAGUUUGAAGUGCAGCUCUACAAAACUCGCGAAGACAAGUAUCUGCUCGACCUGCAGAGAGUUCAGGGGCCGCAGUUGCUCUUCCUCGAUCUUUGUGCAGCUUUUCUCGCCCAGCUUCGUGUACUUUGAAACCCGCAAACUCCUUUUGAUCAGUGUGGGGAGUUGGAACUUGAUGUUGUACAUAAUUCUUGCAAGCCAUGAGCCCAAUCUCCUUAAGAUGAGAGUUGGCUUCUGCUACGAGUUCUCUCUUCCCAUUUACUAACAGUAACUUUUUUCUUGAAUUCGAUCCUUCAAUUCUACAAGUAGUUAAUAUGAGCCCCCUUCUGUUGUUCUA